Schizophyllum commune H4-8 is the source of this 1809-nucleotide messenger RNA. RefSeq names its product DNA glycosylase. The transcript is spliced from 9 exons. Gene Ontology annotation, molecular function: oxidized purine DNA binding; 8-oxo-7,8-dihydroguanine DNA N-glycosylase activity; adenine/guanine mispair binding. Lineage: Eukaryota; Fungi; Basidiomycota; Agaricomycetes; Agaricales; Schizophyllaceae. Gene Ontology annotation, cellular component: nucleus. The record is from RefSeq and is a predicted model, not a curated record. Bases 34 to 1632 code for a protein of 532 amino acids. Gene Ontology annotation, biological process: base-excision repair; mismatch repair.
CUGACCGCCACUCAUAUCAACCGCGCUUCACCAAUGGGCAAGCGAGCAUCUGAAUCUGAUCACUCUGAAUACAAAGGCGGAAAUAGCUCAGGCUCCGACUAUGAAGUCAAACCAGUGCUCAACAAACGCAAGGCGAAGGCCGCCCCGAAGACGCGGACCAAGAAGGUCAAGGUUGCUUUAGAAGACGAAUCGCAGCCUCGUACCCUCUCUGUGCAGCACUCUUCCUCUAUGCACAAGAUAGACGACCCCGCGCCCAUGCGUGCGGCACUUCUGGCCUGGUACGAUGGCGUCAGCACCUCCCGCGGUAUGCCCUGGAGAAAGCCCUUCAGACCAGAAGCUACACGCGACGAGCGAGCGCAACGUGCGUACGAGGUAUGGGUGUCCGAAAUCAUGCUUCAGCAGACGCAAGUUAGCACCGUCAUUGCGUAUUACAAUAGGUGGAUGGAAAAGUUUCCCACUCUCGCCGACUUGGCGAACGCAAAUAUCGACGAUGUCAAUGCCCUAUGGAAAGGCUUGGGAUACUAUUCGAGGGCCAAACGCCUGCUUGAGGGCGCUCAGAAAGCCGUCAAAGAUUACGGCGGUCAGCUGCCUGACAAUGCGAAGGAAAUGCAAGCCAAUAUACCUGGUAUCGGUCGUUAUAGCGCGGGUGCAAUUUGCUCUAUCGCGUAUGGUGAACGCGUCCCCGUGCUAGAUGGGAAUGUGCACCGCCUGAUGAGCCGCGUCCUGGCGCUUCAUGCGAACCCCAAAGCCAAAGCGACAUUGGACUUACUAUGGACAGCUGCGGAAGCGAUGGUAGUGACCCCGGAGCCGGCCAUCGAUACCGUUGGUCCCAUGCAGCACGCCGGCGAUAUCAACCAGGCGUUGAUAGAGCUGGGAAGUACCGUAUGCAAGGUCAAGGACCCCAACUGCGCGAGCUGUCCCAUCUCGUCAUGGUGUAAGGCGUACACGCGGGCCAAUCAUCAGGAAAACAACAUUCAGGAUAUAGAGGAUCUAUGUCAAUUAUGCGAACCGCUUCCAGACGACACGAGUGUCACGGUUUACCCCAUGCGUUUAGAACGCAAGAAGGCGCGAGAGGAAGUCGACGCCGUCAACGUCAUUGAGUGGCGGGGACAUGAUCCGGACCAAAGGUUUAUCAUGCUUGUUCGCCGACCUGAAAAUGGCCUCCUCGCCGGUCUCUACGAAUUUCCGACCAUCGAGAACGUCUCCGAGGGCACUUGCGCCGAAGGCCAUACACAGAAGCUUCUCCACACAUACCUCAAGGAUGGCGUGCUGCCUGUGGAAUCUGGUGAAGGCUCUGAUGAUCAACUUCGAGUUGUCUCCUCGCGCCCCAAGGGCGACGUCCUCCACAUCUUUUCUCACGUCAGAAAGACCUAUCGCGUUAUGCAUGUCGUUAUACAGGGUGGCGCUUCCCCGCCUGUUCUCGCCGCGCGCGCGUCCCAGGACCGACCCAGCGCGACGCCGAAGCCAGUCAAGAAAGGGAAGGCCAAAGGCAAGGCGAAGGGUGCCACCGCCUUGAGCGCGUCGGCGCCUGCGGACGGCCCGUCGGCCGUGUGGACAGAAAUCGCGAAGGUUUCUGAUGCGAACAUCGGGACAGGCGUGGGGAAAAUCUGGAGUCUGAUCUGGUCAGGCUGAAUGGCGCGGCUCCGAGCGCUGCAAGCAUCGAACCGGUCAUUCUCAGGCGCGGCGUUGGGGUAAUCUCGGGACGUCGCUGUUGGUGUGCCUAGCGGGAUGAGCGUGAGAGCUCGCAUGUCUUCCCUUGCCUCAGUUGACCGCUUCCAUGGCCUUGAAAUGACAUUUUCGUUCACCCCC